Molecule: messenger RNA, 3008 nt
Organism: Acanthopagrus latus (yellowfin seabream)
Lineage: Eukaryota; Metazoa; Chordata; Actinopteri; Spariformes; Sparidae
Gene: phax
Product: phosphorylated adaptor for RNA export
Exons: 2
Coding region: 170-1396 (408 amino acids)
Biological process (GO): snRNA export from nucleus
Cellular component (GO): nucleus
Source: RefSeq, a predicted model, not a curated record
UGUGGCUUUAACCUAGCGCGAAUUUUCUUCCGAGGGUCUCAAGUUGGUCCAGUGACUGACACCUCUACACGGCAGUUUUUACAGUCACUGGAAAAGCCAUGCAGCGCUAAAAUACCAUUCCAUGAGGAUCAGAGAGUCGGCUGCUGUGUCACAUAAUUGAAGUCAAGAAAUGGCGGACGGUGGAGAGCUAAUGGACGGCGACCUGGAAGAUGGAGAGAUCUCCGGGUCCGGCUCGGAUACCGAGAUGGGAACCGCUGCAGCAGCACUAACUCGACCCCAGGUUCCUCCAGCUUUUAGCGGCCAGUCCUUCCAAAACAGAGCCGCUGCCCAGCCCCCCGCCGCCGCCUACCGCAGCGCUGGUAGGACGGUGGAGUCCAGUGACAGUGACCCGGACUCGUCGGACGAGGAGGCGGCUGUGUGGCGCAAGAAGCGCCAAAAAGUGUCAAACGCUCCUCAGCCGCCUGCCUUCACCACCCAGCCGGGGCCGACCCGCAUGCCCGCCCCCGGUGCACUGGGAAGCCGCAAGGUGAACAACAUCUGGGGCUCUGUGGUCCAGGAGCAGUGCCAGGAUGCCGUGGCUGCAGAGCUUGGCAUAUUUGGCAUGGAGGGUGAAAUCAGCAUGUCCAGCAGGAACGUGGAGACUUACAACUAUGUCCUGGCACGUAAGAUAAUGGAGAAGGAGAGGGAGCUGGAGAGGCAGGAUAAUGAAGGAGAAGUGAAUAUGUUGGACACCCAGCUGGAGGAGUACAUGAAGAGCAAGGAUGCAGGGGAGAGGGCAGGAGGGGAUGCCAAGAGGAAGAGGUCAGCUAAAGAGAGACUGGGCCCCAGGGCGGAGAUGGACAUCAAGGGCAGGUAUGAGAUCACAGAGGACGACCCGGAGGAUAAGGUGGCGGAUGAGAUCGCGCACAGGCUGCAGGAGCCCAAAGCAGACCUGAUAGAGCGCGUUGUUAAAGUCAUCGGGAAGAAGAAAGCCAUAGAGCUGCUCGGCGAGACCGCCACGCUGGAGGAAAGCGGCGGCGUGUACACCAUGGACGGCAGCAGGCGACGAACACCCGGCGGGGUGUACCUCAACCUGCUGAAGAACACACCCAGCAUCAGCAGGAACCAGUGCAAGAAGAUUUUCCUCGAGGAGCAACAGAAGGAGAACAAGAGCAAGAAAGCCGCCCAGAAGAGGAGGCGGCACGUGGUGGCCAAGAAGAUGAAGCAGGCCAUCGGCACGCUGAACCUGCACGAGCACGACGACGUCUCCAGGGAGACUUUCGCCAGCGACACCAACGAGGCCUUGGAGUCGCUGGAGGAGGCUGCAGAGGAGGAAGAGGAGGGUCAGGAGGAAGCUGCGGUGGGCAUUGAGGAGACACCAGUGGUCUACAACUCUGCAGACCUGGAGGUCUUCUGAGGGCUCUCCGCUGUUUGAACUCUGGGAUGUUUAACCAGGAUCGGACGUUUUGUAUUGAAAGAUGAAUCACUUAAAACACUGUAUGAGUAGUCUCUGCCGAGUACAGAAUCAAACCUGAGUGUCCUCUUUCUGUUGUUGUUUUUUUUUUUUUUUUUAGCAAUUAAAGGAGAUCUUAUGUUGACUGAAAUAAUGUUGAAAACGUGCUCAAGUUCUCGCAGUUCAUUGGAGUAAAAGUGAAGCACUCUUGUUGAUUUUCAAACCUAGUAACUUUCUUUGUCAUAACUUUCGUCGUGAGAUAACAAGGUCUUGAUUUGUUGAGUUGAUUUUUUGUGACUGUGUCUGGAAUAUCAAUAAAGGUGACUCGGGUAAACUGACUUAAACAGUAACUGGUUUGCACAGUGUGCUUCAGUGCUGCACACUGUAAGAGAAUAGUCAUCGCUGGUGUAUUUUAGCGUUGUGAGAACAGAUUCAGUUCCUGAUAUCCAAGCAGUUUCAGUAGGUCUGGAUUGUUCGGCUCCUGGAGUAUCAGGUUUUUUUUUACACAGUAGAUGGGCCUCAAGAGCGGAAAACUUAAAGCUACCGUAGAGCAGAAGUUUGUCCACCAGAUGGCGGAAUCAUUAUUGUCACAGAAAUGAGUGAUCCCAUCCCAAGUAAAAGGGUACAAAUAGGAGUUUUAGGGAAAACUAUACCAAAGGACGCAUGUGAUGGACAAUGCUAUUUCCAAUAUUUACUGUAAUCUGAAAAAAUAAAUACUGACCCUGGAGUUAGGGUUAGAAGUAAGAAAGAUAAUAAACCCACAUAAGAAAUACAGAAAAAGCAAUAAAUAAAGUUCAGGACUGAGUCAAUUAAAUAUUGUCUAUAGAUAGCAGCAGGUACAGUUGUAUGGCUUUGACUGAUCAUAUAAUAGAAAGCAGCACAGUUCAGCAUCAGGGGCAGCAGACUGUGUGCUGGUAAUGGAAAAACAUAUCAGGAAAAAACGUCUGUUGCUCUGCAUUAAAGGAACAGGUCACCCCAAAAUGAAAAUGCACUCACUAUCUCCUCACUUCCCAUGCUGACGGAAAGUCGGGUGAAUUUUUAUAGUCCAAACAUUUUCUGGCGCUUCAAAGCAAACCAGCGCUGCACCUUAACAACUGAAGUAGAUGGGGACUUGUUGAGUGAAUUUUCAUUUCUGGGUGAGCUUAUCCUUUAACCACACGCCAAAGAAAUCGUUUUUAGAGGAGUAACCGGUGCACCGAUCCAGCUGCAGUUAAAUUCACUUUUUUAGAAUAUCUUUUGGCCUUUUUUAUUGACUGUUUGAACCUUUUCAGGUUUCCAGGUUCAAAACUGGUGUACUGGAUACCUUAUUUCCCUCUACAGCUUGUUUAUUCAGUUAUGGGGAAAAAAAUACUCCUGAUCUUGUAUUAUUACCUCAUAAAUGUUGUAGAUAUAAAAAUGCUGAGUUUACAUUUCUUCUUCAGAACUACAUAGCGCCCCUUUAACACCAACCAGAGAUGAGUAUUAUUUUGAAGGCAGACUGGUGGUGAUGAGGUCUCUCACCACUCACACACUGUAGACAGCAGGAGACUCUCCUCCCACCCCUGUCCACAACUCACAUUUGUAUUGAUCAAAUCUA